GUUUGAAGACUAUGCGGGAAUUUUUAUUUUCACUCCAUCAACAUCGAAAAGUAUAUAAACAUACGACACCAAGAUACAAAUACCUCAUUCUAAUCACAAUUUGUCUCCAAAUAAACUACAAAGAUGUAUACUUCUUCCUUUUCCGCUCUUGUGUUGAUCUCUUUGAUCGGCUCAAGCACGGCAUUCAACAUCAACUUUAUCAACAAAUGCACUUAUACUGUUUGGCCUGCCAUCGGUGAUGCACCCAACGGUCAGCCAAACGAAUCUAUCCGCUUCGGAGAUCGAUUGAACCCGGGUCAAUCAGUUUCUCACGGCAUUGAUGAUCACGCAGUUGGCGUUCGCGGCUGGGGUCGUACAGGAUGUGAUAGCAAUGGAGCGAAUUGCAAAACUGGCGCUUGCAACGGUGGCCUUGUUUGCACUGACGCUGGCAUCACAUCUCAUGCUCUUUUGAGUGAAUACGGUUACGGCUCGAACAACCGAAUCUACUGGGACCUAUCAUUCGUUGGAGGUACAGUCAACAUUCCCGCUGAACUGCAAGGUCCAGAUGGCCAAAGUGUUACCUGCAAAAACACAAAUUGCCCUACUAAUCAAGCAUUCCACACUUCAGGUGAUUACGGCGCUAUCCGUAAUUCCGCUCUUGGCGGUACUUAUAAUCAUAUCUUCUGCCCUUAA
Messenger RNA from Meira miltonrushii, 672 nucleotides. RefSeq names its product thaumatin-like protein. The coding region runs from base 124 to 672 and encodes 182 amino acids. The record is from RefSeq and is a predicted model, not a curated record. The transcript has 2 exons. NCBI's taxonomy places the organism in Eukaryota, Fungi, Basidiomycota, Exobasidiomycetes, Exobasidiales, Brachybasidiaceae.